AUGGAGCAACCACGUUAUACGUUUUCCGCUCAAAACGGUUAUAUCAAUAUCGUUAAAAUCCUUGUUGAAGGCGGCGCUGACACAGAGAAGAAGUUCAAGAGUGGUUGCAACACCUCUUUUAGUUGCAUCUCAAAAUGGCUUCAUGGAUAUUGUUGUCUUCCUCGUGGAGAAGAAGGCAAACAUCAACGCUACAACAGAAAGUGGAAUCUCUGUAAGAAGAUUGGAAAGACAAAGGAAAUAAAGAAUACUUGA
Messenger RNA from Trichomonas vaginalis G3, 252 nucleotides. RefSeq lists its product as uncharacterized. The record is from RefSeq and is a predicted model, not a curated record. The transcript has a single exon. Lineage: Eukaryota; Parabasalia; Trichomonadida; Trichomonadidae. Bases 1 to 252 code for a protein of 83 amino acids.